ACUGUCAUGUACAAAUCUGAAUGUAAGUAUCAAUCAACGGUGAAUAUCUAGAACUGUGACCCCGAUUUGAAUGUCAAUGACAGCGACUGACUUCAUUGACUGAGAUUGUCUAGUGCAAUUUCUCUUGCUACAGCUUAUGCAAUAUACGUUCCUCAUUACAUUCUCAGUGGUUCUGGAGUAUUUAAAACAGGUUUUUACAGGGGCAUAGAACAUUUCAUCGCCGUCGGGAUUAAAAAACUUCGACAGCGUUCGUUUUCUGAAUAGCAGGGUUACUGGUCACACUAGUGGACAUUAUUAGCCAUGGAGAUUUUAGGCUUGAUCAAUAUUAACAACUGGAUAUUGUCAAUCACUCUGCUGUGUCUUUCUGUUUACCUGUAUACCCGAUGGAAGCACAGUUUAUUCAGGAAGUAUGGGAUCCCCGGUCCUACCCCCACCCCAUUCCUGGGUGUGGCUCUACAGUACAAUAGAAAGGGCUUAGCCGUGACAGACCAGGAGAUGGUGAAGAAAUAUGGCAAUGUUGUUGGAGUAUACAUGGGUCUCACCCCUUUGCUUUUGGUGUCGAAUCCAGACACCAUAAAAGAAAUAAUGAUAAAGGACUUUUCCCGUACUCCCAACAGACCAAAGACAUUCGUUACAAGAAAUGAGAUGAAACAUAGUCUCAUAAAUACAGAUGAUGACCACUGGCGAUUUCUCAGGAACACUUUGCUUCCGACAUUUUCAUCGGGUAAAAUGAGAAUGAUGGAGCCAUUAUUUAAAGCAAAAUAUCAGCAGUUACUGGAGAAUCUGAACGGACAAGUUAAAACUGGAAAACCCAUCGAGUUCAAAGAAGUGUUUGGUGCCUAUACGAUGGAUGUUAUAGCCUCCACUGGAUUUGGUGUUGACAUAGAUUCCCAGCAGAAUCCAGAGAGCGAAUUUGUCAAGAAUGCGAAAACAUUCUUCAAUAUCACAUUCAGUCCAAUUUUAUUAUUGAUUUUGAUGUUUCCGAAAUUGGAUGCCGUCCUGGACUGGUUCGGAAAAUCUCCAUUGAAUCGAGUUGGACCCAUGUCCUUUUUCAGGAAUGUUGCCAAGCAAGCCAUUGGGUUUAGGAAAGGCGAAGAACAGAAACGUAAAGACCUCCUGCAGAUGAUGUUGAAUGCCCACCAUGACAACGACGUUAACGAUGAUGAAGCAGAGCAAACCUACAAGGGUGAUGCGGACAAAUGGAGGAAAAGAGGAUUAUCCAUGGACGAGGUUCUGGGGAAUGCCAUUCUGUUUAUGCUGGUGGGCUACGAUACCACGUCAAAUGCUCUCACUUUCGCUUCAUAUCUUCUGGCGACUAAUCCGGAAUGUCAGGAAAAACUCAUCGAAGAAAUUGACACCGUGCUUGGCAAGGAAUGUCCAAACUAUGACAAUGUACAGAAACUCGAGUACCUGGACCGAGUAUUUUGUGAGUCAUUGAGACUCUAUCCAUCUGCAGCUAGGACAAACAGACUGGCAGAGUCCGACAUUGAUAUUGAAGGUUACACAAUCCCCAAAGGAACCGAUAUCUCAUUCCCGAUCUACAGCAUUCACAGAGAUCCUAAGUACUGGGAAAACCCCACUAAAUUCGACCCAGAUAGGUUUUCCCCUGAGAACAAGGAAAAGAGACACCCGUAUGCUUAUCUUCCAUUUGGACACGGACCUCGCAGCUGCAUAGGUAUGCGCCUCGCACAGGUGGAGAUGAAGUUCGCCAUGUCCUACAUUCUGCAGCACUACAGAUUCAAGACAUGUGAAGAAACGGAGAUCCCUCUCACUAUCUCUAAAGCCGGACUAAUAAAGCCAGAAAAUGGAGUUAAGCUUCUGAUGGAACCGAGAUCUUAAAUGACAGGAACUUGUACUGUACAGUCAUUAGUGGAGUGACGUCUCUGAUUUCGUGAUAUAAACAUGCCCAUGAAGAAUUGACAACGAAGCAGGAUUUUUUUUUACCUUUUCCCUCUAUCAAAAAAUCAAAAAAGACCUCACAGACAUCGUACCACGAAAUUUUAACUCUACCAAAAAUAUAACAUGUGAUUCUGCAGUACUUCCUAUUGUAAAUAAGAUACUUUAUGACGAUGUAGAAAUUUCAGAAAUGACGCAACACAUAAUUAGCAGUAGAACUUUUGUAGCUUUCAUAAGCACCUUGUUUUGUCAUGUAUUGCACAAUUCUAAAUUACUUAUACAUGUAAAAAUAACCUUAAGUACAUCGAUUCAUCUGAACAGGGCCUGAUUAUUUAAUAGGCUGGCAUAGUCGGGCACUGAAUCUUAGAUAAGGGCUGAAAACGAGUGGCGAUGAACCAAAUGUGAUUUAUUAGCUCUGCUAAGAAAAGUGUAACUAUACAUAGUAUUAUUAGUCUGGCAAUUUCUUGACUGAAUUAGGAAAUGUCUUGUUUUGCAUAGUGCAGGUUUUUUAUCAUAUGCUUCCUACCAUCUUAUUAACCUUUUUGACAAGUAAAUUGAAGUUCAUAGGUGGAAUUGUGUUUCUCGAUCUUGAACUGUUGCCAGGAAUGGUUGAAGAAGUUCAAGUUUCCUUCAUAGUUGUUGAUUAAAGUGAUAUACGACAAUCGACAGAAGCAAAGCUGGAUGUAAGAUAAUCGACAGAAGAGGGGGCUGGGUGUAAGCUGAUCGACACACGAGGGGCCAGAUGCAAGAUGGUCGACAAAAGAGGGGCCAGAUGUAAAAUAAUUAACACACGAGGGGCCGGGUGUAUUAAAUAAUCGACACACAAGGGCCAGGUUAAAUCGAGUUGUUCAUUGUUCUGGUGCUUAGUCUAAAAAUUUUGUAAACCCAAACCACCACUUCAUGUAUUAUAUGAUGUUAAAUAUUUGUGUUUUCUAUGUUAAUCAGAUGAUUAGAUUAAAUAUUCAAUAAAAUGCAUGCAAACUCGAA
Ostrea edulis (European flat oyster) is the source of this 2883-nucleotide messenger RNA. RefSeq names its product cytochrome P450 3A6-like. Gene Ontology annotation, molecular function: heme binding; oxidoreductase activity, acting on paired donors, with incorporation or reduction of molecular oxygen; steroid hydroxylase activity. Bases 301 to 1839 code for a protein of 512 amino acids. Lineage: Eukaryota; Metazoa; Mollusca; Bivalvia; Ostreida; Ostreidae. The record is from RefSeq and is a predicted model, not a curated record. The transcript has 14 exons.